Molecule: messenger RNA, 1842 nt
Organism: Miniopterus natalensis
Lineage: Eukaryota; Metazoa; Chordata; Mammalia; Chiroptera; Miniopteridae
Source: RefSeq, a predicted model, not a curated record
AUGGCCCUCAGUGGCGGAAAGAACCGAGAGACCACUUUGAAGCUCCACUGCGGGACCCGGGCAGCCACUGAGGCGCAAGGCCAAGCCAUGUCCGAGUCUGGGGCUGCUACACAGCCUGGCUCCCAGAGCAAAGAUGACAAGGACCAGAGCUGCAGCCACCUCGUGAUGGGCACGUGGCAUGAGCGGGAUGUAGACUAUAACCGAACUGAGGUCCUGAGUGGCCGAGCACCAGAGCCGAGGCUGGACAGCGAGGUGGUGGUGGUCCAGGAGGGAGCCGGGCCCCCUGACCCCCCCCCCGGGUGGAAUGGCAGAGUGGAGCCCCCCGGGAGGCUGGGGCCUCCUGAGGGCGGGGUCUCCGUGUCUGGUUCGCUCCGGGCCGCGUGUGGAGGUGCAGCGCGUCUGCUGGGACGGGAGGAGGGAGAGCGUUACCGGCGGGGUCUGGGCCCGGGGGGUCCGCCUAAGGCCCGCCGCAGUGUGUGGGUGCUUGACUUCCUGCGGGGUGAUUGUGAGGGAGCCCUGCCUUCCUGUCUCUCCCCUCCCCCAGCCGAUAUCAUCUCUACUGUGGAGUUCAACCACACGGGAGAGCUGCUGGCCACAGGCGACAAGGGUGGCCGGGUCGUCAUCUUCCAGCGGGAACCAGAGAGUAAGAAUGCGCCCCACAGCCAGGGCGAGUACGACGUCUACAGCACCUUCCAGAGCCACGAGCCCGAGUUUGAUUAUCUCAAGAGCCUGGAGAUAGAGGAGAAGAUCAACAAGAUCAAAUGGCUCCCGCAGCAGAACGCCGCUCACUCCCUGCUGUCCACCAACGAUAAAACUAUCAAGUUGUGGAAGAUCACGGAACGAGAUAAGAGGCCUGAGGGCUAUAACCUGAAAGACGAAGAAGGGAAGCUCAAGGACCUGUCCACGGUGACGUCGCUGCAGGUGCCCGUGCUGAAGCCCAUGGACCUGAUGGUGGAGGUAAGCCCACGGAGGGUCUUUGCCAAUGGCCACACCUACCACAUCAACUCCAUUUCCAUCAACAGCGACUGUGAGACGUACAUGUCGGCGGACGACCUGCGCAUCAACCUCUGGCACCUGGCCAUCACCGACAGGAGCUUCAACAUCGUGGACAUCAAGCCGGCCAACAUGGAGGACCUCACGGAGGUGAUCACCGCCUCCGAGUUCCACCCGCACCACUGCAACCUCUUCGUCUACAGCAGCAGCAAGGGCUCCCUGCGCCUCUGCGACAUGCGGGCGGCCGCCCUGUGCGACAAGCACUCCAAACUCUUUGAGGAACCUGAGGACCCCAGUAACCGCUCCUUCUUCUCAGAAAUCAUCUCCUCCGUGUCCGACGUGAAGUUCAGCCACAGCGGCCGGUACAUGCUCACCCGGGAUUAUCUCACGGUCAAGGUCUGGGACCUGAACAUGGAGGCGAGGCCCAUCGAGACCUACCAGGUGCACGAUUACCUUCGCAGCAAGCUCUGUUCCUUGUACGAGAACGACUGCAUCUUCGACAAGUUCGAAUGCGCCUGGAACGGGAGCGACAGCGUCAUCAUGACCGGUGCCUACAACAACUUCUUCCGCAUGUUCGACCGCAACACCAAGCGUGACGUGACGCUGGAGGCCUCCAGGGAGAGCAGCAAGCCCCGGGCCGUGCUCAAGCCGCGGCGCGUGUGCGUGGGCGGCAAGCGCCGGCGGGACGACAUCAGCGUGGACAGCUUGGACUUCACCAAGAAGAUCCUGCACACGGCCUGGCACCCGGCCGAGAACAUCAUCGCCAUCGCGGCCACCAACAACCUGUACAUCUUCCAGGACAAGGUGAACUCCGAGAUGCACUAGGCCUGCGCGGAGCCCCUGCCGCCC